This is a messenger RNA of Sparassis crispa, 426 nucleotides long. RefSeq names its product Myosin regulatory light chain cdc4. NCBI's taxonomy places the organism in Eukaryota, Fungi, Basidiomycota, Agaricomycetes, Polyporales, Sparassidaceae. The record is from RefSeq and is a predicted model, not a curated record. Gene Ontology annotation, cellular component: myosin II complex. Bases 1 to 426 code for a protein of 141 amino acids. Gene Ontology annotation, molecular function: calcium ion binding. The transcript has 6 exons. Gene Ontology annotation, biological process: mitotic actomyosin contractile ring assembly.
AUGAGUGACAACGCUGAGUACAAAGAAGCGUUCGCGCUCUUCGACAAGAAGGGCACAGGUGCAGUGCAGCGGGAGGUACUCGGCGACCUGCUGCGUGCCUUAGGGCAGAAUCCCACGCAGGCGGAGGUCGCAGAGAUCAUUGCAAGCGCACCUCGGGAUGUGGACUACAAGGCGUUCUUGACGAUUCUGAACCGGCCAGACGGGUUCAAGCCCGCAGGCACACCUGACGAGUUUGUCCGUGGUUUCCACGUGUUCGACAAAGAGGGCAAUGGGUACAUCGGUGCGGGGGAGCUGCGGUACGUACUCACGCAACUGGGCGAGAAGAUGACGGACGAGGAGGUGGACGAGCUGCUCAAGGGUGUCCCAAUAGGCGCCGAUGGGAACGUUAACUACGAAUCCUUCGUGCGCACUAUUCUGAGCCAGUAG